UUCAGCAUUGUUUACGAUGCCAGUGUCGUGUUCAAUUUGUGAUGGAAAGGCUAUCCUUAAAAGACCAAAGACGGGAGACGCAUUAUGUAAAGAAUGUUUUUAUUAUGCAUUUGAAGAGGAAAUCCACAAGACUGUUGUUGAUGCUAAAUUAUUUACACCAGGGGAAACUGUGGCUAUUGGUGCAUCUGGAGGGAAAGAUUCUACAGUUCUGGCUUACACAAUGAAAGAACUAAACCAGAGGUAUAAAUACGGUCUGAAUCUAGUCUUAUUAUCUGUAGAUGAGGGUAUAACUGGAUACAGGGAUGAUUCACUAGAGACAGUAAAGAGAAACCAGAUACAGUAUGAUUUACCAUUAAAGAUUGUAUCAUAUGAGGAUUUGUAUGGAUGGUCAAUGGAUGCAAUAGUUAAACAAAUAGGAUUGAAAAAUAAUUGUACAUUCUGUGGAGUAUUUAGAAGGCAAGCAUUAGACAGAGGAGCAAUGAUGAUGAAAGUUGAUAAAAUUGUAACAGGACAUAAUGCAGAUGAUAUAGCUGAAACUGUUAUAAUGAACGUUUUAAGAGGAGACAUAGGAAGACUGCGUAGAUGUACAGCUAUAACAACAGGAACAGAUGGAGCUCUACCAAGAUGUAAACCAUUUAAAUAUACUUAUGAAAAAGAAAUUGUUAUGUAUGCAUAUUUCAAGAAAUUAGAUUAUUUUUCGACUGAAUGUAUAUACUCUCCAAAUGCUUACAGAGGAUUUGCCAGAGCAUAUAUUAAAGAUGUUGAAAAAAUACGACCCAGUGCCAUUAUAGAUAUAAUACAUUCUGGAGAAAGUUUAUCAGUCAAGAAAGACGUUAGAUUGCCUGUUCAAGGUACAUGUGAGAGGUGUGGUUACAUGUCUAGUAACCCUGUGUGUAAAGCAUGUGUAUUGUUAGAGGGACUGAACAGGGGACUACCUAGACUAGGUAUAGGAAAAACACACAAGGAAAGAAGGAAGGCUGAGGAAGCUGAAAAGGCCAGGAAUGCAACAGAAAAUUCAGAAGAUCAGAAAUCAUGUGAUAAAUCAAGUGACCAAUCAAAUAAUAGAACUUGUGGUUCAAAUUGUCAGUGUUCUACAGAUAUUAGUAAAUUAACUCUGAACUCAAAGCCAGAUGUAUCAAAGUUAGAUUUUUGAUGAAGUUUGUUUUUAUCUCAAAUAAAACUGUGAUAGUA
This is a messenger RNA of Mytilus californianus (California mussel), 1191 nucleotides long. Its product is annotated as cytoplasmic tRNA 2-thiolation protein 1-like. Gene Ontology annotation, biological process: tRNA wobble position uridine thiolation. Lineage: Eukaryota; Metazoa; Mollusca; Bivalvia; Mytilida; Mytilidae. The record is from RefSeq and is a predicted model, not a curated record. Gene Ontology annotation, molecular function: tRNA binding. Gene Ontology annotation, cellular component: cytosolic tRNA wobble base thiouridylase complex; mitochondrion. The coding region runs from base 17 to 1153 and encodes 378 amino acids. The transcript is spliced from 15 exons.